GUGAGCGUGAACCACCCGGAUCCUCAGGGCAAGCAGCUUUCUGUGCUCCAGGAGGCACUCCGAAAUAUGGCAUCAGGCAAGGCAUCCGUGGUUGUGGAUGCUUUCACUGCAGGGCAUGUAGGUCUUCGACCCGGUAUUGAGCUAGCGAUGCCUUCUGCAGAGGAGCAGAGGGCUUGCCUGGAAUGGGACUAUUGGUAUGACUACUUCAGCAUUCCGCAGCUGGAUGUGCAAUCCCUGCACAUGGCUAUCAAAAGCAUUCCUGCAUAUUGCUGCGUGGUGGACUUCACUAUCGUUCUGGCACCCUGUCUCCAGCACGAGGACUCUGGAGAG
Molecule: messenger RNA, 330 nt
Organism: Symbiodinium necroappetens
Lineage: Eukaryota; Dinophyceae; Suessiales; Symbiodiniaceae
Source: the annotation of a GenBank genome assembly